AGACUGGUUUGAUUUUGGUGAAGGUUUAAGACAUGACACAAGUUCCUCCCUGUCAUCUGACGAAAAAUAGAUGAGAGAUGUCCCGUUAGUUUUCUUUGGAAGUAGUGGAUAUAAGUUGAAUCGAUUGGCUUGCUGAUUUAAACCACUAGGAGAUGGAUCAAAAUCAGACCUCAAGCAGCAACGCCAGGAAGAAGAGCUUGUGGGCAGCUGCUUCACUUGGGUUGUUUGUUGUCGCGCUGGUCGGAAGUCAUGUAGCCUUGAAUCGCUCAGACGACAUUGACGAGCACUUCAUGCUCCAGAACCAACACCUGAGCACAUUGAAAUCCCGAGCCUUGGCCGAUCAAGCUCAGAAAAUGGCGAGUAUGACAUCAGUGAGUACAGGGAGACAGCAGUCUUUGGCGUCAGUGAAAGAGUCGCGGUUGGGGGGCGUACACAGCGCGAGAUACGCAGCACUGGUCGAGCCGAACAAAAACCUUGUGAUCAUGCUUGAGAAGAAAGCCAAAGCCCUGAAGGAGCUCGGCCAAGAUCAGUUGGCGAAGGCGAGGGAUAUGAUGCAUCUCGCGCAUGAAGCCAAGAAGGAUGCCUCUGCAGAAAUCAAGCAGGCGGCUACCAUGCGCCUGCUGGAGAAACAGGCGAAGGCAGAGGGAAAGCAAGUUCGUGUGUCGUUUGCCAAGGCAGAAGAGCCGACGCUGAAGGCCAACAAGGAGAUGAAAGCAGCUGACCGAGCGUACAGACGUGAAGCGCUGAAACUUGCUGGCCUGAUCCCAAAGGUUAACGAGUUGAAAUCUGAAAAGAAGCCUGUCCCGGCGUCACUGCUGGCUGAAAUCAAGAACGUGACCGCAGCACUGAAAGCUGACAAGUCCCAGCGUGCAAGGAUUGCAAAAGAGCUGCAGCAGGCUGCUUCCGCCCAGUCAUCUUCCUACUCCAACGCUCAAGGGAACAACCCUCUGAACCUUGAGCUUCAACGACAGGAAUACGAGUUUGAUGAGGAGUCAAUGCGGAAGUAUGAGAUAUCUCAUUUCUGCCAGAUUUGUCAGUCUUUAAGAGUCUCCCACAGGGCCAGCCGAGGAAAAAAGGAGAUGAAGGAAUACAAGACCGAUUUGGAUGAUAGCAGCUCGCGGAAACUCGACGCCCAACGGCUGCUAGAUGUUUCUGCCUGCCUCUUCAAGAACGCGGACUACUACAAGUUUGACGCUGACUUUGUGCGAGACGAAGAUGCAACUUACCAACAAGUGUUGAACCAUUGUGGUGCCUGA
Messenger RNA from Guillardia theta CCMP2712, 1256 nucleotides. RefSeq lists its product as hypothetical. Bases 153 to 1256 code for a protein of 367 amino acids. The transcript has 4 exons. The record is from RefSeq and is a predicted model, not a curated record. Lineage: Eukaryota; Cryptophyceae; Pyrenomonadales; Geminigeraceae.